AAGCAUAGAAAAUUGUUAAAAACUAAGCAUAGAAAAUUGUUAAUAUUGGUUACAGUCAACCGACAGGAUUAACAAUUUACAAUUUUAUUUCAUUAACAAUAGAAUUUUACAGUACAUGACAGUCAAUUCCGGACAUCUGAGAUUUUCGAAAUCACGCACUUCUGUACAAUCUAUCGCCAUAAAAAUUUAUCGGCGUUUUUUCUUACCUUCUUUUUAUUUAACUUUCCCAUAAAAAAAAACUAAAUUAGAGAUUUUGUCAAACAGGCAAUUAUUAAGUUUUUUAAAAUUGAAAACAACAUUUCAAAAAUCAUUUUAUUAGAAAACGUUUCUGUUUCUGUUCUGUUUUGCACAAUUCUAUAAGUAAACAACUGGAGUUUUAGGAUGAAAUGCAUCAAAAAACGUAAGUGUCCGCAAUUAACUCAUCCAUACUGAAGGGGAAGGUAGGUAAAGACAGACACGUUAAGGGAAAUGGUAAAAAUCUAGGGAUAUAUAAGUGAAACGACCAUGAAAAUGUGCAUAUAUUAUCUUACACUCAUGUUUUAUCAGAAAAUGUGUUAAAACUGUUAAGUUUCUAUCGAUUUUUGCGUUUUUUUUCAUGAAUAAAAAACUUGUUUUUUUCGUUCGGUUUUGAAAUGUUCGGGUAAGACGGACACCUGAUAUGGGAAAGAUGGACACCAUGAAGGGUAAGAUGGACACCUGUAGAAAACGUUGGAAAGUGAAGAGUUUUACAGUAUUUUAACUGAUUCUAUCGCUUAACACGUCCUGGUACGUUUAUAAACCAAUUCUUGGCCUAUUACAACAACGAUUCAUUCAGCCGUGGCUUUAGAAAUUGUAAGCACUGGUUCUAAUAUAUCGUAGAAUGCAGCAUCUAAAGCAUUAUUGAAAUAUCGCGCACUUACAGCUGACGUUGCUCCAGCUUACAGAACAACAGUCUAGAACUUCCUUUAAGGAAAUCACUCCGCGAAAAGACCACGACCCCAGUAUUUUUUAAGGGACUUGUUAAUAGUUUGAUCCAUUUUCCACCAUGUCAGUCAAAAUUCAACAUUUAAGUUUUGUAAUCCCAUAGAAUUUCUCAUCUAUUCCUGAACAAUGUCGUAUCAAUGCCUCAUCUUUUUAUUGCUUAAAGAUGUCCAAGUCGUGACAAGAUAUUGGAUUUUGUGAAGCGCCUCAUCAGCGUCGAGCGAGUAAUAGCAUAACGAAUGGCUACUAUUUUGACCGGUGUUUCAUUUCUCCCUUAUAUCAAGACUUUCUCUAGUUGCUAAUUGGUUUAUAGCUUCGGAAUACCCUUAUUUAAGGUAUUUGAAGAAAUCUAUUCAUCACCAAUUCAUAUAAGAAGUAAUAUAAAUCUAUAAGUUCGGUGUCCAUCUUUCCCUUCAACAAAGUGUCCGUCUUUCCCGCUUUGGUGUCAGGAUGUUUAAACCACCAGAAAACAACAUUUUGUAUAACUUUCAUUCUCGUUCUUUCGCCAGUUUUUACAUUAAUGAUCACGACAACCCAAUCAUGAAACAAAACUUCCGGAAAUAUAAACAAUACAAAUUGUAGAGCUUAAGAUCGGCAGUAGUCAAAUUAGAUCCACAAGGGUGCACAUGAUUGAAAAUUUAUUUUGUUCGUGGAUUUAACCAAUUUUGCAUAUAUUAUGCCAAAAAUGUUCUCAAAUGUGUUGUUCAACUUUAACUUAGGAUGCUGCAUUCUUAAUGUUUUCGAAAAUAUCCAUUUUGAUGCAUUUAUGAGAAGUGUCCAUCUUACCCGCAGUGUCCGUCUUUACCUACCUUCUCUUAUAUGUUUGCCUUCUGUGUGUUCGUUCAUACCAUUGUCAUAGCAACUAUGGUGCAUUGAAAGCCUCAACAAAGUUUUGAUCGAUUUGUAUGCUGUUGUUGAUGUGCUGUGUUCCAGUGUAAGACAACUCUAUAGACAUGGUAAAAGAUCUAGACUUUAUACAAGAUAUCAAUGAAAAAUAUGGCGGGUUAGAGUUCGAAUUACACGGAAAACUUGAAGAAAUUGUGAAAAUGGAACACUCGCUGCAAGUAAAUGAAGCAAAAACCAAUGACAAAUCCAAAACUGGUAAAGUUGAAUCUUUCAGCUACUCGACGGAAACAAUGAAGCGAAGGAAUCAUGAACUGUUGAAAUCGUUGGAAAUUUCCAAAGCCAGACUACGGUCUCGUGCUACUUUUAGCCCGUUGGAAGCGAUUUUACAGAAGGCGAUUGGAAAUUAUCUGAAAGAAACUUCGCUAGUUCCAUGCAGCACAAAAAAAGUGUACGGGCCCACCUAUGUUUAAUGAGGCUUUCGUGAUUCCAUUUUCGUACAUCAUUAUGCUGACACAAUUAUAAGGAUGUUUCUUGAAAAUGAAGAAAAAAAUACAAUAGUA
Anopheles coluzzii is the source of this 2366-nucleotide messenger RNA. RefSeq lists its product as uncharacterized. The record is from RefSeq and is a predicted model, not a curated record. The coding region runs from base 1914 to 2276 and encodes 120 amino acids. Lineage: Eukaryota; Metazoa; Arthropoda; Insecta; Diptera; Culicidae. The transcript has 2 exons.